Messenger RNA from Lodderomyces pseudojiufengensis, 1065 nucleotides. RefSeq lists its product as uncharacterized. The transcript has a single exon. The coding region runs from base 1 to 1065 and encodes 354 amino acids. The record is from RefSeq and is a predicted model, not a curated record. Lineage: Eukaryota; Fungi; Ascomycota; Pichiomycetes; Serinales; Debaryomycetaceae.
AUGACAAAAAAAGACACGGAUCAAGAUGAGACUGAACCACAUGGUCCUAAAAUAGAAGCAUUAUCAGCAAAUCAACAACAUCAAAAUUUAGAAACUUAUCAACAACAACAACAGCCUCAACCAUUUUCACAACAACAAUUACUUCAACAACAACAAGCUAUUGCAUCAAAUAAUGCUUCACAAUUAUCAAGAAAAUUACCACCUUUACUGACUGUUUAUCGAACUGAUUAUCAACCUUUCACUACUUUCCUACCUUAUGAACCAGCAUUUAGAGAACCUCCUUCACAACAACAACCACAAACAGGAUCAAGUCAAAAUCCUAAUCAAUCAUUAAAUUCAGAAUAUCAAAUGCCUAUAAAAGCAGCUGCUGAAGCAUUAAAAUUAAAUAUGCAACAACCAUCAUUAGAUUCAUCAAUUAAUAAAUUUAAAACAUCAAAACCAAAAAAAUCAACCACCACCACCACUAACAAUCCUAAAACUAACUCCACCACAACAACUUCAGAAAAUAAAAAAUCAGAUCCAUUAAGACCAUAUGCAUGUACAAUAGAAACAUGUGAAUGGUCAUUUGCAAGACAAUCUGAUUUAACAAGACAUAUGAAAUCUCAUUCUCCUCCACAAUAUCCUUGUCCAUAUUGGAAAAAUGAUCCAACAUGUCAUAAAAAUAAUGGAUCAUUUAAUAGAUUAGAUGUUUUAAAACGUCAUUUAAAAUUAGUUCAUUAUGUUAAAGAUAAAAAUCCAAUUAUUACUACUGAAGAAUCAAGUAGUGAUAAAAAGACAAAAACUAGUAAAAAUAGUAAUACAACUACAAUUAAAAAUGUUGAUGAACCUGGUUGGUGUAGAUCUUGUCAAAAAAUGUUUCCAAAUGCAAAAGCAUUUAUUGAACAUUGUUUUGAAUGUGCUGAAAAUACUCAACCUGCUGAAUGGAGAGAUAAAAAAAAUUUAGGAAAUAAUUCUAAUUAUAAUGGUGAAUCCAGUAGUAAUAAUUCAAGAAAUAAUGGACGUGGUCAACAAACUACAUUUAGAGUUAUAUUGGAACCAAAAGCUAAGAAACAAAAAGUUGAAUAA